AUGACCAGCCUCUCGUUAAUACUGCUGUUUGCUGUUGCGCAGGCACUCGUAUGCCUGGCGUCGCCAAGCUACCAGAUUCUUGAAGUAGAGGAUGAGAAGGAUGUUAUGAGUGAAGACCUGAAAAUGACUGCGGAGGAUAAGGAGAAAGAGGAGGUGGAGAGUUUCAAUGAUGACAAUGAGGAGCUGAAGGCGGAAGAAGUUAGGAACAACCUACUUACACAAAAAAACAUGGAAAAUAUAUCCUCCGAAGUGUUUAUUAUCCUCACUGAAAUAGAGGCAUUCUGGCUUUCGGAGAUCCUUCCGAAAACUAUGUAG
Messenger RNA from Dibothriocephalus latus, 315 nucleotides. Lineage: Eukaryota; Metazoa; Platyhelminthes; Cestoda; Diphyllobothriidea; Diphyllobothriidae. The record is from the annotation of a GenBank genome assembly.